This is a messenger RNA of Ostreobium quekettii, 858 nucleotides long. The record is from the annotation of a GenBank genome assembly. NCBI's taxonomy places the organism in Eukaryota, Viridiplantae, Chlorophyta, Ulvophyceae, Bryopsidales, Ostreobiaceae.
AUGGCGGAGCGGUCCCCCGAGCUGCUGGUGGCGCCCCUAGCGUCGUGGGUCGAUUUUUUGACAUCCUACGGCGUGGUCCGCCGGGAGGUGCUGGGCCUGCUGGACCGCGCGCCGGGCGCCGUGGCGGGCAACUCGAUCCUGGGCGCCGGGAGGGCGAUCCUGAGGAUGAAGGGCCUGGGUUUGACGGACAGGGCCAUAGCCAGCCAGGUGCUGCCCAGGUGGCCGGAGCUGCUGGCCAGGGACGCGGAGGCGGAGAUGGGCCCCGUGAUCGAUCGGCUGGGUGAGCUGCUGCCCGACCAGCGGCGGGUGCGCGAGGUGAUCUGCCGCUCCCCGGGCUUCCUGAGGUUCGAUGUGGAAGAGCGGCUGGGACCGACCUUGGCAUUCUUGGAGCAAGGGGUUGGGUUGGAUGAGGCGGAGGUGCGCCAAGUGGCAGCUGCAUGUCUGUCUGUACUGCUGUGCGACGCUGAGCGGUGCCUGAAGCCCAAGGUGGCAUUCCUGGCGUCACUGGGGCUGGACGCUGGGGAAGUGAAGGCUGUGUUCACUGCCAACCCACAGAUUGUGGAGUUCACCGAUUCCAACCUGCGCCGCAAGUGGCAUUUCCUGGUGCACAAGAUGGAUGGCGGCACGGCGGACGUCCUGUCCUUCCCUGCCUACUUUUCAAAAUCGCUGCUUCGGGAAAUCGGGCCGCGGCAUGGCUACGUUUCAUCGCACCGCACUCACGGCAGCGUCUCUAGUUGCUUCUUCACAGCUAGGUGUGACCCUGCUGGGCGCUUGUCCCUUGCCUCCUUUCAUAUUGCCUCCUUUUUGUGUGAAUCGGUGUUUCUUUCCUCCAGUCUCGUGUUCUCUUGUCUUGGGUAA